Molecule: messenger RNA, 1128 nt
Organism: Penicillium soppii
Lineage: Eukaryota; Fungi; Ascomycota; Eurotiomycetes; Eurotiales; Aspergillaceae
Product: TauD/TfdA family dioxygenase
Exons: 4
Coding region: 1-1128 (375 amino acids)
Molecular function (GO): oxidoreductase activity
Source: RefSeq, a predicted model, not a curated record
AUGGCUCCCGCACUUGUCAAUACAAGCACUUUACAGCAGCCUUUGUCCAGCCCAGUCAAGCUUUCUGCUUUUCCUGAUGGCCUUAAAACAUCCGGACAGCACCCUCCUGUGUACUCUCAGGUUCGGCCAUACAAAGACUUUCCCAAAAUUCAGACCGGGCCCACAGUGUGGAAGGCAGAGGACUACCGAGAGAAUCCGGAGCUUUGGACACAUCGAUUCAGCUCCGAAGAGAUUGCGGAGAUCAGCACUGCGUCCGAUGACUUUAUUAAGAAGGGAGCUCCUUUGACUGGUAUUUCAAAGGAAAACUUCCAUCUGCCACACUUGCGUGAACGAUUGGAAGCACUCAGAAAGGAUCUUGUCGACGGAAAGGGGUUCUUUCUUUUCAGAGGCCUUCCAGUUCAGGACUGGGAUCUCCAGAAGUGUGCGACAGCGUAUAUGGGCAUUGGCACAUAUUUGGGUUAUUUCGUGAGCCAAAAUGGACGCGGUCAUGUUCUUGGCCAUGUUAAGGAUUUAGGAGAAGAUCCCACCAAGACUGACAGAGUUCGCAUUUACCGAACGAAUGCUCGUCAAUACUUCCACACUGAUGGAGCCGACUUUGUGGGGCUUCUAUGCAUCGCCAAAUCUCUAUCUGGCGGAGAGUCCGACAUCGCGUCUACACAUCAUGUGUUCAAUGUUCUCCAAGAGAGACAUCCGGACGUGGUGCAAACACUUUGUGAGCCAAACUGGUAUUUUGACCGCAAGGGGGAAAUCUCCGAAGGCGAGGAUGGCUGGAUUCGAGGAAGUAUCUUCUACCUCGAGAACGAUUGCCGGAGGCAAAAACGCGCUCUCGAAAUAUUUGAGAAGACCUGCGCUGAGCUAUCCUUGCACAUGAUCCUAGCUCCAGGCGACAUUCAAUUUUUGAGCAAUGCACAGGUGUUCCAUGCACGAACUGCCUACACAGAUCAUCCUCCUGGGGCAGUGGAUGAGGAAGGCCGGCCUGCUCGUCGUCGACAUCUAAUGCGACUUUGGCUUGCGGCCCCGGAGUCUGAAGGUGGAUGGAGACUUCCGUACCAUGAUACCAUGGAGAAGAAACGAGGAGGUAUUCAGGUCAACGACACCCCGCCUGUCUGCCCAUUGGAUGCCGAGUGA